AUGGGGGGUGCAUGGGAGGAGUACCGGGACAUGCACAGGAGGAGCCGUCGAGACUUGGAAGGAGGAGGAGAGGAGGAGGAGGGAGCAAGCGUAGACUACAAGUACCUGGUGUGGCGAUGCAGACCCCUUGGGAGCUGCGGGGGGCUCGGCAACAGGGUACAGAACAUAGUUUCUGCCUUCGCACUUGCGCUGCUGACUGACAGAGCUUUCUUCAUCGACUACCCUGGGCGCCCCCCGUACGAGCUCGACAACUUCGUUAGAUCGCGGGGGAUAGAUUGGAGGGUCCCUUCCCAGUUCCUCUUCGCGCCAUUGUCGGUGGAUUGCGGUUUCGUUGGGCUGGAUGCAACCGACAGCAACAAUCAGGCAAGGAGUUCAGACCGGCAUGCUCCUUGCUUGCUCUCUCCCAGCUCUCUCCCUGCUCUCUCCCUGCUCUCUCCCUGCUCUCUCCCUGCUCUCUUUGAUCUGAUCCUUGAGCAGGAGGUCAGAAUGAAGAAGAGAAAGUUUGUAGCCUCCGAAAAUUUCCUUGAAUACACCGAGAGAAUACUUUGGGUUCUCCCCUCUAGCGAGUUGUACCUCCGCGAUGUACUGUACAACAAAUUCUUGAGGGAAGCAGCAUGUAGAUACGACCUGAGGUCAGUCGAUGAUGCUUUUUCGCGUCUGGCAACCUUCCUGUUCUCCCCGUACGGGAGAGUCAUGGAGGACUUGCAAGACAUAGCUGAGGAAAUGAAAGGCUUCUACACCAUCGCACUCCAGGUGCGGGUGGGGAUCGGAUCGGACUUCCGACUAUUCAAUGAGAGCAAUCUGAGGAAGGACGUCGUCAGGUUCGCCAACGUGGCAAGGCACGUGGAGGAGGAGUACAACACAGAGGGCAAGACCGUCCGAUGGCUCCUGGUAACCGAUAGAGACGAAGUGCAGGAUGAGCUGGUGGCUCUGGGGUACAGGGAGCGGCUGUGGAGGCUUCCGGGAGCAGCGCUGCACAUGGACAAGGGGGUCAGUUUCCAGGAGCUCCAUCGGACCUUCGUGGAGUGGUACAUGUUCAGCAUGGUGGACGCGGCGGUGCUGACGAUGGAGUCGUCGUUCGGCCUUACCGGAUGGCUCCUUGGACGGGAACGGCCGCUGUUUGCCAUUAUCAGCGAAGAGAGGUAUAGUCUGUACAACAUAUCGAAGCUAAGAGACGACACGGAGGAGUACACUUGCGGCCCAUGGGAUGUCUGUCUAGCUGGCGAGUACACCAUGACAACAUGGAACCGAGAGGAGACAGUGAAGGAAUCCGUCGAUUGCCCUCAACCCUACGUUCCCUUCGACCCCGAGGAUGCGAUGCGCUGGUCCAGAGCUUCAACCUCCUUCCACAACGAGACGGAGACCUGCCAAACCUUCGAGGCCCAUAUCCUCUCUCCCCCUCCUGCGGAUGGCAACCUUACCGUCCCCUACCUGGGCGAGCAGAGAUCUCCUACACUCUCCCUUGUCUUCGAGACUCUUGGCAUGCCCAUGAGCAGCCUCAACGCCAUCACGUACCUGCUGGAGAUCGACGACUUCGUGUACGAUGCCUUCACACGAGAGCAGGUCGCUGUCCUCAAGAUGCCUCCUGCCCUCGGGGAAGCGCAGCCCUGCUAUCCUCCCAUAGAGAAGGAGAGACUCAGGCACUCCCUCCCACCCAUCGACCUGCAGCGUCUCCCUCCAGGCGUCCACACGCUUCUCGUGCGCCUCAUGGGAGGAGACGUCUCCCGCACUGUUGAGGUCCCCGUCAUCUACUCCUCCUGA
Guillardia theta CCMP2712 is the source of this 1761-nucleotide messenger RNA. RefSeq lists its product as hypothetical. Gene Ontology annotation, biological process: cell wall biogenesis. The transcript has 6 exons. NCBI's taxonomy places the organism in Eukaryota, Cryptophyceae, Pyrenomonadales, Geminigeraceae. Gene Ontology annotation, molecular function: galactoside 2-alpha-L-fucosyltransferase activity. Gene Ontology annotation, cellular component: membrane. The record is from RefSeq and is a predicted model, not a curated record. Bases 1 to 1761 code for a protein of 586 amino acids.